AGGCUACAAAGUUUUUGCUUCACGUAUUAGUAUAAUAAUAUAGAUAAUGUGUUUAUUGUCAUCUUUUGCCUUUAACUAACAGUACAUUAUACAUUAUAUUAAUGAUAUAUAAACAAAAACCAAACAAAUUCCCACCAUUAGCACAACACACGAGUAGAGAGUGAGUAAAAAUAACUGAAAUUAAUAAUUUAACAUCAGGUUUUUUUACUCACUCAAAAUUUACAAAAAGGUAAUCAACUAAAACAAUACAAAAUACCUACUAUAAUUUAUAAUUAUUAUCCUGACAUUUGGUUACGGCAAACAUUAGAAUAGGAAAUCUAUCAUAUAAAUCCCGUUGUCUUUCUCGAAGAGAAACUGAAACUGGAGUAAUCACCAAAUCGACAAUAACAUUUCCAUCUUUUUAUGAAAUUUUCUUUUAAGUGUCGCGUGUAACCGUUAGAUGAACAUUAUGAAAAAUACUUUUAUUUAAGAAAUUAUGAAAUUUGUUCACAGCCAAUACUGAUUGUAUCCAAUAAAUUUUUGAAAGUGCCAAUAAUGUCAAUAAUAGAAUGAUCAAUUUUAUUUAAGAACCACAUAGAUUGCUCUGCAGCACGAAUAGAUCUCAUACCAAACUCAGGAAACUCUUAUGUCUAAAGGUGGAUGGAGAUCGUCCUCGGACAUCAAUAAGCAGUGUCACAGAGUUUAUGAUUAUAGCGUUAUUGAAGCAUUAGGCACAGCUUUUUGUAGAAAAGGUAUCAAAACAUGGAACAAACUUGAGAAGGCUGUUAAGCCUCUUGACGCACCCAUCGUCUCUAACCGAGAGUGGUCCUUUUAGCAAGAGCUAGCACAACAGUGAGUGUGAAGCUCUUCUGACGUGUUUAAUCCGCUUCAUUAAUCUUAUGCUCUCUCAAAAAUAUUCUGUAUAAAAUUAGGGAGACCAAUUAUUCUAUGGACAAUGUGCGCAUUAAGUCUAUCGCGAUGAAGGAUUGGGCAAUGGUACCCUAUGCGACGAGUCAGAAGAUUCUUAAUUGUGGUGGAUUGUGCAUGCAAUACUGUUAUAAUCUUUUACGUUGCGGGAUCCAAGAAAAUUGAAUUGUAGAGCGGAUUGCUGAACCCCGUCGUUCAGACUCAGGGUCUCAUCUGUAAAACCUGGAUUACAUGAGUUCCUGUGGCGGGAGCGAAUAAAAUGAGUUGAAGUAAUUAUUGCUACAGUAGGCUUAAACCAGUUCCCGCCAAGUAUCGCCAGUCACCAAGUUCGAUAGACACAUAAUUAUAAUACAGGCGACGCGUCGGUAUAAAUUGGCACUGGAGCCUUUCGUUGCGUAACUGUCGCCGACAUUAGGCGGUCUUGGACGUUCAGCGCACAAUUCACAAACUUAAUAGGUCGGCGCCAUCAUAAAUAUUGAAACGAGAGCUUCAAAUUGUGUAUUUGUUGCUGUGAUUCGUAGCCAAAUGAUAAAAAAAAACGGAAACCCUAUUAUAAAUGCGUCAUGUCCGCAUGUGAAGUGGAACAUAGACGAAUACACAGACCGAGCGUCCAAACAGAGUUCGCAUUAUAAGCUCCGUUAGUCUGUCUAAUUGUGCUGCUGCAGUGCUCCAGUUACUAUCGCUCGUAUUGUUGGUGUGACGUGUCUGGGGUUCAGCCUAGCUAACAGGAAACGGGUGGGCGCUGACUGCACCGCGAGCUACACGGCCCGUCUAAGGAGCACAGGACUAACUCAAAGACAUCGGUUGGACCGGAUUCACAACUGUGCAGUUUCUCAACUCGCUCUCGACACUACACAUACUAAUUCUAAUGAUGUCAACGGUCCUCAACACUUAAUUGUUUUGGUUUUAGAACAUAAAAUGUGAUGUUUUAAAUCGUUACAAAUGAGUCAUUCUGAUGUUACGCAUUAGAGUUCUGGAUAAGUAAUAUAGUAUUAAUUCGUUUGAUAUUUGUUUCUAUUUUAUGGCGGAUGCCGUUAUACACACCGGCAUAACAAUAUAUUAUGACCUCUAAACCUCUAAAUCUCUCAAAGGUUAUUAGAUAGUGACUCAUUUUUUUAUCGCACAAGGGCGAGACGUCAGCUUAGCGCCAGAUUGUUUCUAGGUUGUUUCGAGAGGAAGGGUGUGAGGCCACGUGGCAGUGAUAUGCAACACGAUGGAGAUUCUAUUCAUGUGCAACAUUUAUAUAUAUAUAUAAGUACACAUUUAGUUUAGAUCUUUUUUUAUAAUACUUUUAUUAAUUCGUGCUGUACAAUUUUUAUUUAUUUUCCUAGUGAUUUCACUUUUCUUUAUUGGUUACCACCUUUGAUUGGCUUUUUAUUUCUUUCUAUUUGUUGUUAUUCUAUUCUCUUAUGUUAAUUGAAGCUGUUAGUCCUCCCUGUAAUAAAACAUGAGAGUUGUGAGCGGCGCGUUGUUUGCUCGCAACAGUCGCGACAUUGCAGAGGAUGUAUUUAAUUACGAGGCAACAGAUAGUGCCUUAUCUGCCUGACGUUUGAUCGCCGCACACGCCGCCGCCGCCGCCGCCGCUCGUGUAGCGGGGGAGCUCUGGAACGUGUCGUCCACGUACCGAUCGAUGUGCUCAAAUAAAUUGACUAAACUUCACGUUGGCUUGUGCGAUGUAUACACACGCACCGCACCCCGGUACUGAACGCUUUCUUCGCGUGUUGAGGUGAAAGAGAUUUGACAGUCUUCCGAGAGAAGAGUAUUUUAAUUUAGUGGUCGCCUUGUGGCACUUACUUGCUGUGUGUCGAUUGUAAAAGGAGCGGCCGUGACUUAGUAACGACGCCGACGCCCGCUGUACUGUAGUGAGCUCCGUGGUGUGGUCCCGGGACAGGCGGGGUUCUUCGUGGCGCUGAAGCUGGUGGCUCUGGCGCAGGUCGGCAAGGACAUCACCAUGAGCAAUAUACACGCAGAGACGCCUCCUCCGAAGCUCGGCGAGCUGCCCAAAAUAUCGGCGUCAGGAUCUGUGCCCCCCGCGCGUCCCCCGGCGCCCGCCUCGCCCGCCCCCGCCCCCGCCCCCGCCGCGUCUCCCGCACUCGGCGACUGGAGCAUGAAGCCACACGAGCGGGACAAGUACAGCCAGCUCUUCGAUUCUCUGCAACCCACCAACGGACUCAUUCCUGGCGCUAAGGUGAAAGGUGUAUUGAUGGAGUCCAAGCUCCCUCUCGAGACGCUCGGCAAGAUCUGGGACCUCGCCGACCAGGACCGGGACGGCAUGCUCGACAGGCACGAGUUCAUGGUGGCGAUGCAUUUGGUAUACAAGGCGCUCGAGAAACACGCGGUGCCCACGAGCCUGCCCCCCGAGCUGCGGACUCGGCCCCCCCCUCGCCCUCCCUCGCGGCCCCCGUCGCGCCCCCCCUCGCGGGCCCCCUCCCCCGUGCAGACGGCCGCGCCGCCCCGACCCCCGCCGGCGCACUCCGCCCCCUCUAAUGCUGAUCUACUCGAGGGCCUACUCGACUUAUCAGAGGAUGCCGCACAAGUCCUGGCGGGCGGCGCGGGGGGCGGCGCGGCGGACGAGCGCUGGGAGCCCGUGAGCGAGGCGGAGCUGGCGGCGCUGGAGCCGCAGUUCGCCGCCGCCGACCGCGACCGGGACGGGUUCGUGUCCGGGGACGAGAUCAAGCACGUGUUCCUCACCUCGGGCCUGCCGCAGCACACUCUCGCGCGCAUAUGGGCGCUGUGCGACGCGGACGGCGCCGGCAAGCUGUCCCGCGUGCAGUUCGCCGCCAGCGUGCGCCUCCUGCAGCGCGCCCAGCGCGGACUCUCCCCGCCCCGCGCCCUCCCGCCGCGCGCCCUGCAGCCCCCCGCGCCCGCCCCCGCCGCGCAGCCCACGCCAGAGCUCGAGGCACUGGCGCGCGAGGUGGAGGCGCUGGGACGCGAGCGGCGCGCGCUGGAGCAGGACCUGGGCGACAAGCAGCGCGCGCUGUCCGCCGCGCACGCCGAGACGCAGGCGCUGCAGAGCGAGCUGGAGACGCUGACGGCGACGCUAAAGCAACUAGAGAACCAGAAGGGCGAGGCGCAGAAGCGGCUGCAGGACCUGAAGGCGCAGGUGGAGCGGCUCCGCGGGCAGGCCGCCGCGCAGGAGGCCGCGGCCGCCGAGACGGAGGCGGAGGUGGGCGCGCGCAGGGCCGCCGCGCUCUCGCUGGCCGCGCGCCACCGCGCCCUCACCGAUGACCUCGCCCUCAUGCAGGAGCGCGCCACCCUCGCGCUCGCCGCGCUGCCGCAAGCCGUGCUGGCGCUCAGCCAGGCCAAGAUCAAGAUCUCUCACCUGGAGGAACACUACCGCGCGCUGGAGGAAGCCUGCGACGCGCUGGAGCGGGGCGCGGCGUCGCACGUGCAGUUAGCGCUGCAGCCGCUGCACGCGCCCGCGCACCUGGAGCGCCUCGUGCGCGGAGCCACGCCCAACGACGCGCUGGAGGAGAAGGAAGAUAAAUUGUGCGCGAGUAAUGGCUUCGAGAGUAUGAACGGUCCGGCGUCGGAGCCCGACCCCUUCAGCGACUCGUCCGGCGCCGCGCACCCCCGCGACCCCUUCGCGCCCGCCGCCUCGCCCCAGGUCGGGUUCGGCGCGGACCCGUUCGCGGCGAGCGGCGACCCCUUCGCGAACGACGACUUCGCGCCCGCCGACCGACAGCACGACAACGGUGGCGACGGCGCCGCAUGGGACGCGGACCCCUUCGCCGUGCUGCACGCCCCCGCGCUGCCCCCCAAGCACGCCCCCGCGCCGCGCCCCGCCCCGCCGCGCCCCGCCCCGCCCCGCCCCGCGCCGCCCGCCAAGAACGACCGCGCGCCCAUGGACUUCACCGACGAUCCCUUCAAGGACUACAGGUACGAAGACCCUUUCAAUAUAGAGGAUCCCUUCUCGGACGCCAAGCGGCCCGUCUCCGUGGCGGGCUUCGAGACCGACGAGCCCUUCGCGCGCGUCCCCUCCCCCCGCCCCUCCCCCGCGCCGCCCCGCCUCCCCUCCGGCAGGGUGUCGGCGCCUCCCGUCGUCCGCAACCACAACAACAACAACAACGACGCCUGGCCAGCCUGGCCCGACGAGGGCGGCACGCGCAGCGCCUGGCCCGCCGACGCAGACUGGAAGACGGACAACUGGGCCAGCAAGACCGACGGCUGGACGACCGGAACCGACGGCUGGCCGGACAAGACCGACAACCGGACCGGCAAGCCGGCGGCCGACGGCUGGGCGCCGAACUGGCCGGACGCGGACGACAACCUCAACGAGACGUGGCCCGGCGGCACGCUGCCCGCCAAGAAGGACAAACCCCCCCGCCCCGUCAUGUACGCCAAGUCCCUCGUGCACACCAUCGGGGGCAUCGGGCGCAGCCGCCACAAGGACAAGAAGAAGGCCUCGGGCGGCGACGCGCUGCCCUCCGAGGAGCAGCAGUGGGCCUGGGCCGCGGCCGAGUCGCGCCGCCUCCACGCCGCCGCGCAGCAGCAGCGCCAGCGGGAGGACGACGACCUGCGCCUCGCGCUGCGCCUGUCGCGCGACCACCGCUGACGUCACCGCUGACGUCACCGCCACACGAUCAAACUAAUGUCGCGGCCCUACGCCCGGGCUUAACAAAAUUGAUUCAUAUUGUUUACCACUUAUUUGUGUUAUUUUAUUCCUCGUGACAUGUGCGGUCACCUGGGGCCUACAGUAGAGUUACAUUACAAAUGUAAAUAACAAUAGUGUCAGCAGCCGGGCCGGCGGCUCGCGGGCGGUCGGCUCGCGAUCGGUCGGCUCGCGGUCGGUCGGCUGGCGGUCAGUCGGCUCGCGGUCGGUCGGCUCGCGGUCGGUCGGCUGGCGGUCGGUCGGCUCGCGGACGGUCGGCUCGCGGGCACACGCUCAACGAGCGUCUUGUAAAUAGUAUUGCUUGUGUAGAUCGGCGAGGUAAUGAUGAGGUCGCGCAGCUGCAGCGGCGCCCGCUGUCUGUCUUAUUAUUUUAGUGUUUUAUAUAAUAUAAUAGAUUUUUAUACAAGUAACUUACAAAGUGCAUCACAUUUCUAACAUAGUUUACAAUUAUUACGUAACCUCAUCAUUAUUUGGUUGAAUCGGAAGAAAUGUUAUUUUUUUGCGAUAUUGAUCUGUAGAUAUUGUAUUGGAGUGAUGUAGGCGAAAUAAAAGAACUGUUCAAGUCGAUAAUUCGUGUAAUACUGUCAUAUUGUGUGUGCAGUUACAAAUAUAAGGUUAGGCGAAAUGGACACUACACAUCCCCCUUUUUUUUAAAAAAAAAUUACAUUAUUACAUAAUUCUUCUAAUAAAAAAGGGGGAGGUGUAGUGUGCAGCUCGCCUAACCUUAUAUUUGUAGCUGCACACUACACUAUGUAUUUCAACGAUUAUGAUGUUCCGCACUGUCCGUGACGUCACUCGUUACAAUAAGCAUUCGCUUUGUUAUUAAUUUGUAUAUAGCUGAUCUAAACGAGCGCCCGUUCUGAGAUACGCAUUCAAGCCGUCGUACAGUGUGACGUCACAGUCCAGUAGAAGACUCCAAAGAAAUAGCAUCAAGCACCACCGAAUAUUCAACUAACGAUCACGAAUCAUAUUUCUUAGGUUUUAAUUAUUUAGGCGUUAUCGACUAAACGACGCCCAUUGCCCAGCGCGACCGCUUGUCAACGAAUGUGGGCCGGGGGCACGGCCGCACCGCCCCGUGGCCGCGGGGGGGCGCCGCUAGCACCGCCGUCGUGCUAGUCGCUCGUAGGUUAACCGACAUGUAAUCUGUAUCAUAUGGUAUAUUAUAUUGAAAUUGUUAACUCUUUCUUAGGAGCCGUUGUGUGUAGGGUCGGGGCGGUAGUGGUGCGAUGUACCACGCAGCGCCACGCGCGCGCCCCGACCCGACUCUGUUGUUGUUUCCAAAUCGUAACUUUCUGUUCCGAAAUAAAAUGUAAGCUUUAACGUAGUUAACUACUGUACUGGAUCAUUUAAAUAGAUGAGGUGUAUUAUAUGUAUAAGUAGAUAAUAUUGACUUUAUAACCCGCUCGGAGUCGGAGAGCGCACAGUAGCGUAGCACUCUGCUGGCCUUGUCCACGAGUGCUUGUGUUGUGAACCGGCACGGACUCUGAGAUCGUGCACUGAUGUUCCCCGCAGCGAUCCGCAAAUAUGAUUGUUUAAGUUAAUUUUUGAUGGCUGUGUUUUGUUUGCGACGACUCGGUGUGUCGACCUCCAACGGAACACGCAUUUGGAAAAUGAUAACGUUCAAUGCGAGAGUAAAGAAGGUCGACUUUAUUACAAUGAAGGAAUGGACGUUGCGUUCAAUCAUAAUGACUCAUUGAAUCAUUGAGUCAUUGUAUGCCUCGAGAUCUGCAUUUUAUAGGCUGAGCUCCGACGGCCGAGUAGAUGUCACAUUCCGUUAUUAAGUAGAUAGCUCUUACCGCAUUCCGUCAUACUAUUUGUUAUUUUCGAUGAAGAUUGAUUGGGCAGCAACGGACUGCGCGAUCUAAAUUACUUCAUUUUGAUAAGGUCGAUGGGUUGGAGCACACGUCAUUACCCCUGUUGUAUCUACUGUAAUUAUAACUAUGAUAUUAAAUUAUUAUGAACAUCCUCGAAUAAAAAGGGAUUGUUAAAAA
Bombyx mori (domestic silkworm) is the source of this 7509-nucleotide messenger RNA. It is a transcript of the gene Eps-15, whose product is annotated as epidermal growth factor receptor substrate 15-like 1. Bases 2858 to 5461 code for a protein of 867 amino acids. Gene Ontology annotation, cellular component: clathrin coat of coated pit; cytoplasm; plasma membrane. Gene Ontology annotation, molecular function: calcium ion binding; cadherin binding. Lineage: Eukaryota; Metazoa; Arthropoda; Insecta; Lepidoptera; Bombycidae. Gene Ontology annotation, biological process: endocytosis; endosomal transport. The record is from RefSeq and is a predicted model, not a curated record. The transcript is spliced from 13 exons.